AUGCGCUGGGAAUUCCUAGACAAGCAACAGGCAGCGCUGGUUCUGGCCCUCGGAAUCACUUCUAUACUGAUUCAUCAUCUGUUCUCUAAAUACUACCGACUGUACCACAUCCCCGGGCCUCUUAUCGCAAAGUUAACUGAUCUCCAUCGCUUCUUUUGCGUGCGGUCUGGCUUCAUACACCUCUAUCAUGCCAAAGCCCACGAGCGAUAUGGCCCCGUUGUGCGUUUCGGGCCUAAUAUGGUUUCGGUCUGUGAUCCAGACGCCAUCCAGAUGAUCUUUCACAAGAGGAAUGGAUUUGACAAGGCAUGUGGUUCCGAUUUCACUCAAAACCACUUUAGACCAUGGACCCCUGAUGGCCUGCUGCUCUCCGUCUUCACUGCAAACAACGACGAGAAAAAUCGACGGAUGAAGCAGCACAUCGCCAUGUACUUUUCUCUUUCAUAUGUCGUAUCAACGUUCGAGAAAAGAAUCGACAGGACAAUCAACAUGUUUCUCAAUCAACUCGCCCAACAGUUCGUGGCCACAGGUGCGAGCUGUGACUUGACACAAUGGUUCAAGUUCUUUUCCUACGAUGCCAUGGGUCAAAUGACAUUUUCUCGCGCGUAUGGAUGUAUUGAGCAUGGGAAUGACUCUAUUGGUAUCAUCUCUGAUGUCAAGAACACCAUGCUUGCCAUUGGACCUCCCGAACCUGUUUCUUGUCUCCUGAUGUACGUGUUGAAACGUAUUGCAGAGCGUAAAAACAACCCAACGAAGUUUCACAAUAAAGUCGACGCCGGUCCUGACCUCAACAGCGAUUUCCUUGGCUAUUUCAUACAAGCCCAGGAGAAGGAAUCCAACGAGGUACCUCCUCGGUUUCUUUCAACAUGGACCUUGGCCAAUAUUCUGGGAGGAUCUGACUCGACAGCCUCUAUGCUUCGGUCAGUUGUCUGUUUUCUUGUGGAAAACCCUGACGCAUUGCAAAAUGUGCGGGAUGAGCUACAGAACAAGCAACGAGACGUCACAGGUUUCUCACUGCCUGUCCCAAAGUGGAACGAGCUACAAAACCUCCCUUUCCUGGAUGCCUGUAUCACCGAAUCCCUUCGACUCGACCCCCCAUUUGCCACAUCUCUAGAACGGAUUGUUCCCCCAGGAGGCAUGACAGUCUGUGGUCAUUUCCUUCCAGAAGGUACAGUGGUAGGUAUGAACCCAUAUACCACGAAUCGUUACAGACCAACUUGGGGUGAGGACGCAGACAUGUGGCGGCCAAGCCGCUGGUUGGAGGGUGAUCUGGCGUAUAAAAGAAAGCUAGAGGCCAGUUUAUUAAGUUUUGGGGCUGGUACGCGUACUUGCCUUGGCCAGAAUGUUGCAAUGUUUGAAAUCAAGAAGCUUGUAGUAGCUCUUGUUAUGAAAUAUAAUUUCAAGCUUAUCAAACCCCGAGAAAAGAAUAACAAGUAUUCUUGGAUCAUAAUGCCAGAAACUGUUGAGGCAACAAUCAAGUCUUCCGCGAGCUAG
Molecule: messenger RNA, 1491 nt
Organism: Fusarium subglutinans
Lineage: Eukaryota; Fungi; Ascomycota; Sordariomycetes; Hypocreales; Nectriaceae
Product: cytochrome P450 monooxygenase
Exons: 5
Coding region: 1-1491 (496 amino acids)
Molecular function (GO): monooxygenase activity; oxidoreductase activity, acting on paired donors, with incorporation or reduction of molecular oxygen; heme binding
Source: RefSeq, a predicted model, not a curated record